UUAUUACAACAGGACCAUUUGCUCGUUCAGUCGUCAUGUACGAUGUACCGGUGCUUGUCGAUGGCACUUGGUUACCACCAUCAAAUAUCUUGCCUGGCGGACGGAUGCGGCUAGGAACACGGAUCCUCCAGCAGCCGCUAUCACCGAUGCAGAAGUACUGGUGGGUAAAUGUUGUCUUACAACAGCGGUCAUCAUACCACGCUGAUUCUUCGGAGCAUGAACUUCGGCAAGCGAUACAAUCGAUGGUACUGCAGAUCCCGUCAAUGCCUGUUGUCUACCGAUCUUCAUGCCUGAUUCCUGCGGUAGAGCAUCAGCAACCUGUACCAAUGAUGGCGCAGCAGUACAAGUUGACGGUUGCUGUGAUGAUCCGGUUGCUGUGGUUUCCGCGGGUGCGGAAACGCGCGUCGUGUAUUUGCGGCCUAAUAGAAAGACAAAUUGACGAUUAAAGCAAUAUAAUUAAAAUUAAUGGUUUACAUAGAUUGCG
Molecule: messenger RNA, 484 nt
Organism: Anopheles merus
Lineage: Eukaryota; Metazoa; Arthropoda; Insecta; Diptera; Culicidae
Exons: 2
Coding region: 36-446 (136 amino acids)
Source: RefSeq, a predicted model, not a curated record